Molecule: messenger RNA, 2034 nt
Organism: Microthlaspi erraticum
Lineage: Eukaryota; Viridiplantae; Streptophyta; Magnoliopsida; Brassicales; Brassicaceae
Source: the annotation of a GenBank genome assembly
AUGUGGAGGUUGAAGUCGUCGGAAGGAGAGGAAGAGAGCGUGAAUGAACAUGUUGGAAGACAGUUUUGGGAGUAUGAUGACCAAUUUGGAACCUCCGAAGAGAGACAUCACAUCUCUGAUCUUCGUGCUAACUUUACUCUCAAUCGGAUUUGUACUAAGCAUAGUUCGGAUCUGCUCUACCGUUUUCAGUGUUGGAAAGAGAAAGGAAGAGGAAGGGAGAUGCUUCCACAAGUGAAGGUGAAAGAGGGAGAAGAAGAAGAAAUAAAUCAAGAAGUGUUGAACGUGACAUUAAGAAGAAGCUUGAGAUUCUACUCAACACUACAAUCACAAGAUGGCUUUUGGCCUGGUGACUAUGGUGGCCCUUUGUUUCUAUUGCCUGCUCUGAACGAAGAUGGAGGAUGGGGACUACACAUAGAAGGGAGCAGCACCAUGUUCUGUACGGCUCUCUCAUACGUAGCACUGAGAUUGAUGGGGGAAGAAAUGGACGGUGGUGAUGGAGCCAUGGAAACAGCUAGACGUUGGAUUCACCACCGCGGUGGCGCCACUUUUAUUUCCUCUUGGGGCAAGCUAUGGCUCUCAGUUCUUGGAGUUUAUGACUGGAAUGGGAACAACCCUUUACCUCCAGAGCUAUGGCUUCUUCCUUAUGCUCUUCCCUUUCAUCCUGGUCGAAUGUGGUGCCAUUGCAGGAUGGUUUAUCUUCCAAUGUCAUAUCUAUACGGAAGAAGAUUUGUUUGCCGUACCAAUGGGACUAUCUUGUCCCUUCGACGAGAGCUCUACAUUGUUCCUUAUCACCAUAUUGAUUGGGACACCGCCCGCAAUCAAUGCUCGAAGGAAGAUUUGUACUAUCCACAUCCAAAGAUACAAGAUGUCUUGUGGAGUUGUUUGAAGAAAUUAGGGGAGCCUCUUCUUGAAAGAUGGCCCUUGUCUAAGCUCCGAAACAGGGCUCUCAAGACAGUGAUGCAGCACAUUCACUAUGAAGACCAAAACAGUCACUACAUUUGUAUUGGUCCUGUCAACAAAGUCUUGAAUAUGGUUUGCUGCUGGGUCGAAGCCCCGGAUUCCGAAGCAUUUAAAUGUCAUCUCUCUCGAAUCAAAGACUAUUUGUGGGUAGCUGAAGAUGGAAUGAAAAUGCAGGGAUACAACGGAUCUCAGCUGUGGGACAUGACCUUAGCGGUCCAAGCAAUCUUGGCGGCGAAUUUGGUUGAUGAGUAUGGCUUGAUGCUUAAAAGAGCGCAUAACUACAUCAAGAACACUCAAAUUAUGAGAAACACAUGUGGAGAUCCAGGGUUGUGGUAUCGACACCCAUCAAAGGGAGGAUGGGGUUUCUCCACUGCAGACAAUCCUUGGCCUGUAUCUGACUGUGCAGCUGAAGCCUUGAAGGCAGCGUUGCUACUGUCGCAGAUGCCGAUUAAUGUGGUUGGAGAAGCCAUGCCUGAGGAACAUUUGUCGGAUGCUGUUAAUUUUAUCUUAUCGUUACAGGUCUACUAUCUAGUAUCUACAGUUUCUAAGUACGUAGAGUGCACAUCAGCUGCAAUCCAAGGUCUUGUGUUAUUCACAAGGACCAAUCCAAGAUACAAGAGCAAAGAGAUACAAAGAUGCAUCAAGAAAGCAGUUGAGUUUAUUGAGAAAACACAACUUCCUGAUGGUUCAUGGUACGGUUCUUGGGGAGUGUGCUUUACCUACGCAACGUGGUUUGGGAUCAAAGGAAUGUUGGCUGCAGGGCAAACAUAUGAGACUAGUCUUUGUAUUAGAAAGGCUUGUGAUUUCUUGCUCUCCAAGCAACUUUCUUGUGGUGGGUGGGGAGAGAGCUACCUCUCAUGUCAAAACAAAGUGUAUACCAAUCUUCCGGGGAACAGAUCCCAUUUAGUAAACACAUCAUGGGCACUUCUUUCUCUCAUUGAAGCCGGACAGGCUAGUAGAGAUCCAAUACCACUGCACCGUGGGGCCAACUUGUUGAUCAACUCUCAGAUGGAAGAUGGAGAUUUCCCACAACAAGCUGUUGCUUGUGCUCAGCCACGGUACGGUGGAUUGUAA